Messenger RNA from Hyaloperonospora brassicae, 474 nucleotides. Lineage: Eukaryota; Oomycota; Peronosporomycetes; Peronosporales; Peronosporaceae. The record is from the annotation of a GenBank genome assembly.
AUGCACUUCCCCCAGGCCAAAGUCGACAAGUCCAUUGUCGACGCCACGCGCAAGCGCACGUCGUUCACGUACUUGAGCACGAAACUGCACGGGAUGUUCCGGCGCGAGCACCGCGACACGAUCGCGUGCGAAGAGGACGAAGAGCCGCCAGCGCGCAACCGCUCGCUCCGGGACCUCUACCGCCUCGGGACGAGCAGCCGCGCGGUCCCGACGACGACGCACGUCGACGACAUGGGGACAGGUAGUAGUGGUGGUGAUAGUAGUAGUACUACUACUACUAGUGCUACUGCAGCUGCUGCAAUGGCAACUAGUGGACCGAGCGCGGCUGUGCUGGUCGAGUACCACAACCAGCCGAGCAGGGAACAGCGCUGGUGCACCAACUGCUCCAAGUGUUUCCAGCGCGGCCUUAGUCGCUACGACCAGUACUGCGGGUUGGACUGCAAGACGGCACAUCGGAUGCGGCAGAUCGCGUGA